Messenger RNA from Sciurus carolinensis (gray squirrel), 378 nucleotides. RefSeq names its product 2-iminobutanoate/2-iminopropanoate deaminase-like. Gene Ontology annotation, molecular function: deaminase activity. The transcript has a single exon. Lineage: Eukaryota; Metazoa; Chordata; Mammalia; Rodentia; Sciuridae. The record is from RefSeq and is a predicted model, not a curated record. Gene Ontology annotation, cellular component: cytosol. Bases 1 to 378 code for a protein of 125 amino acids.
AUGUCGACCCUGAUCAGAAAAGUGAUCAACACCAUGAAAGGCCCAGGGGCCAUUGGUCCAUACAGUCAAGCAGUGUUAGUGGACUGGAACAUUUACAUCUCUGGACAGAUAGGCAUGGACUCUUCUAGUGGAAAGCUUGUGCCAGGAGGGGUAGCAGCAGAGACUAAACAAGUUCUUACAAACAUGGGUGAAAUUCUGAAAGCUGCAGGCUGUGACUUCACUAAUGUGGGCAAAGCAACUGUUUUGCUGGCUGACAUGAGUGACCUCAACACUGUCAAUAAAAUCUACAAAGAAUGUUUCAAGAGUAAUUUUCCUGCUUACCAGGUUGCUGCUUUACCCAAAGGAGCAGGCAUCGAGAUUGAAGCAGUAGCUGUCUAA